UACAAGUGGUACCGCGUUGUUCUGCCUUGGGCCAAACGGUCCAAAGCGAACUUCAUGGCUGGGAAGGACGAGCUCGCCGACUCGCUUAACGACCUGUUCACCAGCGUCUCCACCAUGAUCAGAUCCGAGCUCCAAGGUACGAAUAAUCACCUGGAAUUGUUGGAGAAGAUGAAUCGGAGAGUGGCAGAAGAGUACAACGGCUUCGGCGACGUGGCCUCUGGGCUGAGAGUAUUCGUGGAGCAGUUGAAGAACAAGAGCAGCAGCUUCGACGAGUACGUCCAGCAGAUCAGUGAAAUAGAGCGGCAAGUGACAGAUUUUGAAGCUGUCAUCUCGAUGCUCGAUAAGUACUCGUCUUUGUUAGAAUCCAAAGUGCAAUCCCUCUACCAAAACCCUCCCACCUCGUAAACUAAUCAACAUGUCUGUCUGCUUCGUAUUUGUUAUUUGAAAUCUUUGAUAACGGUUUAGUUGGUUCAUUGAAUUGUGUUUCUUGUAAAUGUGAUCCUGUUUGGUUAUUGGAACAGUAUAUUAUGGUUCUUUGCUUUUGUCGGACA
Carya illinoinensis is the source of this 551-nucleotide messenger RNA. Its product is annotated as biogenesis of lysosome-related organelles complex 1 subunit 2. The transcript has 2 exons. The record is from RefSeq and is a predicted model, not a curated record. NCBI's taxonomy places the organism in Eukaryota, Viridiplantae, Streptophyta, Magnoliopsida, Fagales, Juglandaceae. The coding region runs from base 55 to 405 and encodes 116 amino acids.